AUGCGCAGUGCGUCGCCGCCCUCCAGGAGCCGGGAGAAGAGCCGGAGGGAGGAGGAGAUCCGCCAAGGAAGAUGGCCGGGAGCGCCCCAGAGAAGAGCACGCUGCUCCACCUCUUCGCCGGAGGGUGCGGAGGGACGGUUGGCGCCAUCUUCACCUGCCCGUUGGAGGUCAUCAAAACGCGUCUCCAGUCGUCAAAGUUGGCACUCAGGGCCGUCUAUUAUCCUCAGGUGCAGCUGGGGACCAUCAGCGGAGAAGGAGUGGUCCGGCCCACCUCUGUGUCCCCGGGACUCGUCCGGGUUCUUAAGUCCAUUUUGGAAAAAGAGGGUCCAAGGUCGCUUUUCCGGGGCCUGGGGCCGAACCUGGUCGGUGUCGCUCCCUCGAGGGCGGUCUACUUUGCCUGUUACUCCAAAGCCAAGGAGCAGUUCAACAGCGUCUUCGUGCCAAACAGCAACCUCGUCCACAUCUGCUCCGCGGGAUCGGCAGCUUUUAUCACAAAUUCGCUGAUGAACCCCAUCUGGAUGGUAAAAACAAGAAUGCAGCUGGAAAGGAGGGUCAGGGGAUCGAAGCAGAUGAACACCCUGCAGUGUGCCAGGUACGUCUACCGGACGGAGGGCGUCCGGGGCUUCUACCGCGGCCUCACCGCCUCCUACGCCGGCAUCUCCGAGACCAUCAUCUGCUUCGCCAUCUACGAGCGGCUCAAGAAGUACGUCACCGACGCCCCGCUGGGCCCGUCCCUUCCCACCGGCCCCGAAAGGACCUCCACCAACUUCUUUGGGCUCAUGAUGGCCGCGGCCGUCUCCAAGGGAUGCGCCUCGUGCAUCGCCUACCCACACGAGGUGAUCCGGACCCGUCUCCGGGAGGAAGGGACGAAAUACAAGGCGUUUGUCCAGACGGCGCGGCUGGUCUUCCGGGAGGAGGGCUACCAGGCCUUCUACCGAGGACUCUUUGCGCAGCUCAUGCGGCAGAUCCCCAACACGGCCAUCGUCCUCUCCACCUACGAAUUGAUAGUCUACCUGCUGGAAGACCGGGCCAAAUAGCAGGCCGAGGAGCCUCUUUGGGUUCAAAUCAGACGCAGACGCAGAUACGCAAAAAAACUCUUGAAACUCUGCAGGCCAGUUUCUCCACAAGCUGCUUCAAAGUGAAUAAUAAUCGGGGCGAAAGGAGGCAAAGGCCCCCCUUUGUUUUGGGGUGCUUUCCGCUUCCGACCCUCACACGAAUCCCUUUCCUUUGAUGCUCAUUUUAGUUUCCCCGUCUUUGUCUCUGUGUGUCUUUAUAUGUGUGUCCCUCUCUCCUUCCUUUUGGGUUUGUGUGUUAUUGAAAGUUGUCGCUGUUACUGUUAAUUAAUUAUUAUUAAUUUUUUUUUAACUUAAAGAGAAAGAUGAGGUUUCAGGAAUUAAACCAACUAAAUUAAAAAGCCGCUAUUUAACGUACAGGGAUAUCUCGCGUCGUCCGUAAUAAUAAUAAUAGCGAUACUCAUUUGUUAUUUAUUUCUAAGACGUCUUGAAAUUCAUACCUCAAAACAUGUUAUUUUGCAACAUACAUUACAAUAUGUCCUAUGGAAAAUGCUACCGACGGAGUCUCCCUUCUCUGGAGCAGAGACUGCAUGGCCAUCUGUUGGGUGAGAUCAAAUGUUGUCUUUCUUUAUGGCAGAAUGAGGUUGGGCUGGAUGGCCUUUUGGGGUCUCUUCCAACUCAAGGAUUCAAUGACACUAUGAAUCUUAAGAGAUCGAGCAUAUAUAUAUAUACAUA
Messenger RNA from Anolis sagrei ordinatus, 1748 nucleotides. It is a transcript of the gene SLC25A33, whose product is annotated as solute carrier family 25 member 33. The record is from RefSeq and is a predicted model, not a curated record. Gene Ontology annotation, biological process: pyrimidine nucleotide import into mitochondrion. Gene Ontology annotation, molecular function: pyrimidine nucleotide transmembrane transporter activity. Gene Ontology annotation, cellular component: mitochondrion. Lineage: Eukaryota; Metazoa; Chordata; Lepidosauria; Squamata; Anolidae.